UUAUUGCGAACUUAAAUACAUAUUUUCUUUAAUCUAUAAACAAAUAUAUUGCAAAAAUAUGUCUUAUAAUGAAUUUCCCCGAUUCAAAAGAAAUUAAUUUAGUGCGUUGUUUAAAAUGUGGCAAAAUAUUGAAAUGUUCUCGCUAUGACACAGCUGCUUUGUUGGAGCACAUACGCAACGAUCAUCCCGAAGUUGAUAUUAUCGAUACGGAUACUAAGCAGAAGAGAACAACUGUUACCAAAUCAACCAAAUCUUCACCCAAACAAUAUCGAGAGUCUCAAGUAAAUAGAUCUACUGGUUACUCAGAGCCGGAAGAUGAGAUUAAGAAAUGCGAAUGCUCUGAGGAGGAUUGUGAUUGUGAGGCAGAACAAUAUCAACCGUACAACAGGCAACAUAAUGUCAGUUAUGAAAAUACAGAGGAUGAGGAGAGGGGGCCAAAACGACCACAAUAUCUUAAAGAUGUAGAUAUGACACACUAUUCUAUAACAUCGGAAAUAUUGGACAAAUAUCCCGAAAUAAAGGAGUGUGAAUACUGUCCUUACAAUCCAAAUGCUCAGGUUAUUUAUACGCGACGUUACAAAGUAAAUACACCCUCAACUGUCAACACGGAUGUUUUACAGCGACCCUUUCAACGCAAUUUAUAUUGCACUUCCAUUGAAAAAUGGUGUCCGGCUAACGGCUCCAUCCACUGCCCCAAAUGUGGCUGCAACAAACGACCACUGAUAAAAACAAGAGCUCAACGUUUUUCUCACAAUGAAUGUGCAGCCUGUUGCCUGUUAAGUUGUUGGCCAUUUUGUUUUCUACCCUGGCUAUUGCCCUCGCAAAGUCAAGAGUGUCUGUACUGUGCGAAUUGUAAAACAUUCCUGGGUUUGUAUGAUCGCAAUACCAAUUGUAUACAACCAAAUCGUUUGUAUAUCACAGUAGAUCAGCAAGCGAAAGAUGUUGAGAAAGAUCUGACAAAAGAUAACAAACUAUUGGCUAAUGAAUCAUCACCAGCUCAAAGCUCAGCGGGGGAUAGUGCAAAAUCCAAACAUUUACCCUCCAUAGUUAUAGAUGGCAAAGAAUUACCACCUGAUAUGGUGGCUAAGAUACAAAAGUUUAAAAGAUAUGGCUCUAUGGCAGGCAUUGAUUUAGAUGCAUUAACCAAUCCUUCAGAUUCGGCAAAAUCAACGAAACGUGAUGGCCCCUUUAAAGAAAAUCAAGAUGCAGCUCCAGCCCCCUCUGGCGACAAAGCGAAUAGACAAAGUGUUAUAGACAAUGUUUGAAUUUGGUAUAUGUCUGUGAUGUUACAGUAAGCUUUUUAUCUAUUAAAGCUUUUUUCGGUGUAUUCAACUUUUCGUUUGUUGCUUUAAUAAGCUUUUAUGUAAAAUUUAACAGCAAUGUUAUUGGUGUAAUAAUACAUUUUUAAAAUAAACUAAUUGAGGUAAAGUUAUAUAGUGCAGAUAAUGUAGAAUAACAUUGUGCAACAAAUGAAGACUUUAGGAAAAACACACAGUCUAUAGAUUCUAUUGUACU
This is a messenger RNA of Calliphora vicina (urban bluebottle blowfly), 1515 nucleotides long. RefSeq lists its product as uncharacterized. The record is from RefSeq and is a predicted model, not a curated record. The coding region runs from base 69 to 1265 and encodes 398 amino acids. NCBI's taxonomy places the organism in Eukaryota, Metazoa, Arthropoda, Insecta, Diptera, Calliphoridae. The transcript has 2 exons.